AUGAUUUUCAAGUACAUCCAAGAGCCGACCCUGGAUGCCCUGCUUCGCUCCCGAGACGCUCUAAUUUACUUUAAUCGAUGCAUAGACCAAAUGGGAUGGAGGCUUCCGCCAAGGACCGCCAAGAACUGGUGGCUGUAUUACCUUUGGACCCUCGUAGUCCUCAUCUUCGUCUUUAUCUUCAUUCCCUAUGGCCUGAUAAUGACCGGGAUAAAGGAGUUCAAGAACUUUACGACCACGGACCUUUUCACUUACGUCCAGGUUCCGGUUAACACGAAUGCCUCCAUCAUGAAGAGUAUUAUCGUGCUGUUUAUGCGGGCCAGGUUCGCCAAGGCCCAGAAGAUGAUGGAUGUCAUGGACAGCCGCUGCAUCAAGAUGGAGGAGAAGAACCAGGUGCAUCGGGCGGCAGCCCUGUGCAACCGCGUCGUGAUCAUCUACCACGGUAUAUACUUCGGAUACCUAACCAUUGCGGUGAUCGGAGCACUGAUCAUACGGAAGUCCCCGUUCUGCGUGUACAAUCCUCUGGUAAACGCCAACGACCAUUUCUACGUGGCCAUUACGAUUGAGGCAGUCACCAUGGCGGGCAUUAUAAUGGCAAACCUCAUUUUAGACGUCUAUCCGAUCAUUUAUGUGGUCGUCUUGAGGGCCCAUAUGGGGCUACUGAGCAAAAGGAUCGAGGAGCUGAGAUCGGAUGCGAAUAAGGACGAGGAUCAGCACUAUGCGGAGCUAGUGGAGUGCGUGAAGGACCACAAGCUGAUUGUUGAGUACGGAAAUACCCUGCGACCCUUGAUUUCGGCCACCAUGUUCAUCCAGUUGCUAUCCGUGGGACUCCUUCUAGGCCUAGCUGCGGUGUCCAUGCAGUUCUACAACACCACCAUGGAGCGCUUGGUAUCGGGAACCUACACCGUGGCCAUUCUGUCCCAGACCUUUCCCUUUUGCUAUGUCUGCGAGCAGGUGAGCAGUGACUGCGACUCCCUGACCAACACAUUAUUCCAUUCCCGCUGGCUUGGGGCAGAGCGACGAUAUAGAACCACGAUGCUGUACUUUAUACACAAUGCCCAACAGUCGAUUCUGUUCACGGCCGGCGGCAUAUUCCCCAUUUGCUUGAACACCAACAUAAAGAUGGCUAAGUUUGCUUUUUCGGUGGUAACCAUUGUAAACGAAAUGGAUUUGGCCGAGAAAUUGAGACGGGAAUAG
Molecule: messenger RNA, 1194 nt
Organism: Drosophila serrata
Lineage: Eukaryota; Metazoa; Arthropoda; Insecta; Diptera; Drosophilidae
Gene: Or85a
Product: Odorant receptor 85a
Biological process (GO): detection of chemical stimulus involved in sensory perception of smell; sensory perception of smell
Cellular component (GO): plasma membrane
Molecular function (GO): odorant binding; olfactory receptor activity
Source: RefSeq, a predicted model, not a curated record